Messenger RNA from Pollicipes pollicipes, 693 nucleotides. Its product is annotated as protein transport protein Sec61 subunit beta. Gene Ontology annotation, biological process: intracellular protein transport. Lineage: Eukaryota; Metazoa; Arthropoda; Thecostraca; Pollicipedomorpha; Pollicipedidae. The record is from RefSeq and is a predicted model, not a curated record. Bases 191 to 481 code for a protein of 96 amino acids. The transcript is spliced from 3 exons. Gene Ontology annotation, cellular component: Sec61 translocon complex.
ACUGCGUUUUGGGUGACGUCGACAGGCGACCCGACGAAACCGUCGUGUUGUUUCUCCAUGCAGUGCUUAAUGCGGCGUUGCGGUGUGGUGCCCAGCUGCUGCUAGUCGUAUUGCAUCUGUUUGUAACGGUAAAGGGCGUCCUUUGGGAGCGGAUCGACGUUUUCUUCAUAAAUCUUCAAACUUCAGACAGAUGCCGGCUCCAGCCAGCGCGACUUCGGUGGGCGGCGGCGGCCGCUCGCCCAACAAGGGCAUGUCGCGGCCGGCCGGCGGCGGCGGCACGGUACGUCAGCGCAAGCCGGCGGCCGGCGGCGGCGGCACCGCCAAGCGCACCACCGGCGCCGGCAGCGGCGGUAUGUGGCGCUUCUACACGGACGACUCGCCCGGCAUCAAAGUCGGCCCGGUGCCGGUGCUGGUGAUGAGCCUGCUCUUCAUCGCGUCCGUCUUCAUGCUGCACAUCUGGGGCAAAUACACGCGCGGCUGAGGGCGCGCGCCGCUGAUCAGGGCGGCCGCGCGCGGAGCCGGCCACACCCUAUUUAUUGCUCCGCGACACACAGCUGUUCAUUCCCGGCCGGAGGAUGCCGGCGCCGCCGUUUUUACCGAAUGUCGUUAUGUGUUUGUACUGUAAUGGGGAGCCACGCGCGGACGGGGCACGUGGACACCACGUGUUGUGUAAUAAAACGGACCACGUGGACA